This is a messenger RNA of Stegostoma tigrinum, 12013 nucleotides long. RefSeq lists its product as uncharacterized. The record is from RefSeq and is a predicted model, not a curated record. The transcript is spliced from 11 exons. Lineage: Eukaryota; Metazoa; Chordata; Chondrichthyes; Orectolobiformes; Stegostomatidae. Bases 106 to 2652 code for a protein of 848 amino acids.
AACUGGCAAAAGAAUACAAACAAUCCGGUUUGGAAGCCGGGGGCGUGCGGCACUUGUAGCAGCGAGCCAGCUGUUCCCGGUACACGAUCCCUGGGAACUGCGAGCAUGCCUGUGGUUUACCCCUUUCUACAGUUCCGGGGAUUUCCCACGUUGUUCGGAGAAGUGAGGGAUACGAAUGUUACCUUUGUUAUUGACACUUCGGAAAGUAUGCAAGCUCAUCUCAGUACAGUCAAAUGUCACCUUGUGGAAACGCUUCUGGCUAUGGCUUAUAGUACAAACUGCGGGCUCUUUAACAUUGUGGAAUUCUCAAAUAAGGUUACCAAAUGGUGUGACCGCCUAGUAGCAUGCUCUUCUCAGACAAUCUACAAUGCAAUACAAUGGGUUCAAUCCCUCUACUGCACACAGGGAAGGAAUCUCCUUGGCGCAUUGACUGCUGCAUUUCAUGAUCCAACAUGUGAGGCCAUUUACCUGGUGACAAAUGGCUUACCUGACAAUCCAUUAAAGGAUGUUUUUCAUGUGGUACCUUAUAUUUCACAUGGUCGUCCAGUGCACAUUUUCUAUUUAUCAGAUAAAUGGGUAGACAGUGAAUGCCAAGACUUUCUGCAGAGAAUUGGUGGACUUACCCAAGGCAGUGCUCACCUCAUUAGACUCAACACCUCUGGAGAUAUCAAACAGGUGAUUUGUAUUUAUGCAACAGGCCUCACAACCUCUGGGCCCUUGUAUCCUGAUCUAAAGUACUGCACUGUAAAAAGAAUGCCGGAUAACAACGCGUACACUGGCUCAUGGGUAACAGGUUGUGACCUAAAAGCCUUUGAAACUCAUCCAGUCUGUGUUUGCGACCCUCAGGUGACUACUUGUAUCUGCAAAUGUAUUGAUCCAUGGGCCAGACCUCUUGCAUCAAGUCAAUUAAUUCUUGGAGCCUCUGUCCUAGCAAGGCGAGAGUCUGAUGGAUUCUAUUACCGCGGCACAAUCAAGCAAGAAGCAGAGGUAAGGAAAGGGUUGUUCCUGGUUGAGUUUGACAAAUCUGCUAAAGAUCCUAGUGAGAAGUGGCAAGUCUCUGUGCAGAAGACUGCACUGCAUGAUAUAAUUCUGUACAAUGAGGCCAUGAGGCAUUCUGUGCUCUCAGGUGAUAAGGUACUAGCACCUUGGGAACCAGAUGAAGCCAGAUAUGGCCCUGGAACAGUGGCAUUUGGCAUUGAGACCAGAGAUCCACUACAAGUAAUGGAAGAUGAUGAUCUCUCUAUUAAAUUCUGGAAUGGAAAAACAGUCAAAGUUUCCAAAAAUGUGGCAAUGUGGAUCCCAUCUGCUUUGUACGAAAGAGUGCAGCAAGAGCUGCUUACUCCUGUAUCAGCCAGACGGCUUCAUUGUGAAGAAUUGAAUUCCUGCAAUGACGUUUGUCCACGCCAGCCUCAGACUGUGCUGGUUCACCCAAGCCACUUUCAACCAACAUACAUCAAGUCUGGGUAUUCAGUUCUCCCUGACCUGGACCCGUAUAAUAAUUUCUGCCAUGGGUUUUAUUGUGGCUUCCAUGGUUUGCCAUCUCAUUCUGUGUGUUACUGUUUUCCACAAAUGAUUUCUCCAAUUGGAUGGUGGCCUGUAAUUCCAAGAUCCACUGAAUCAACAGCAAUUGACAUCGAGGAGUUGGACAAGAAAAUUACUUCGCAGCUUCAGGAAUUAGAUGUUCCUAAAUCUCAAAAUCUCGAUGAAAACAUACUUUCUUCGUCAUCUUCUUCAUCAUCUGAAGGUUCUGAUAACAGCCCAGCGUUAAUUGUCAGCAAGCCUACUUUGGAAGACAGGACAGUGAAUACAGAUUUUAAACUGUUGGAAAAACCAAGGACCCAAGUAGAGGACAGGCCAAAAUGGAAAUAUUGGAGUCAGACCCACCAAGAGCCACAUCGAAAGAAACCAGGAACAUCUUCUUCAAGUCUAUUAAAGAGCUUUUCUAACUCCAGUCAGCUGAAUUCUUCCGUGGAGCUGCAGAACUUCGGACCAACAAAUUGCACAGCUGUGUUUGAAAAUGUUGAUUGUACGCAUCCUCUGAACAGAAUCACAAUGAAACAGGUUCUAACAUAUCAAGAUCAUGAAAUCACGUCAGCAACCAGGGCCCAGCCUCCACCAAUUCAGGAGCGCCUAGGAGAGAAACAGUUGUCACAAGACUGCCAACAUGAGAAAGCAGUUCAAAGAUCAAGAAAGAAAAAGCUACAAAUGCGUCAAUGGGAAAGAGAGAGAGAACAGCAAAAUGAAGACAAUCAUCAACAUAUUCAAGAACAACGCAGGAAGAAAGUAAUUCAGCGUUUGGAGAAUAAUUUCAAAAUGGUAGCAGAAUGUGAGCACAAGCUGGAAGAAACAAACAGAGCAAAGCAACAUUUACAGCAGAAGAUCCAAACCAGGAUCCAGUCAAUAGCCUCAGAGGACAAGGAGAGAGAAGCUCGCCGAUUGGCAUACCACCAGCAAGUGACAGCGAGGAAGAAUUUGUCAGAGGCAGAAAAAGUGAAAGCAGAAGAGAUGAAAGAAAUCCAGCAGCAGGAGGCUAGAAGGAAGCGAGUGGAAGAUCGCAAUAGAAUUGCAGCAGAAAGAUUUCAUGAAGCAGAGAAACUGACUGAAGAACGAGAGACAGGAAGAAGAAAGAAUCAGUGUGUUUCAUCAUUUUAGACAUAUUUAACCAGGUUCAGUCUUUGUUACCACCACUGUAGCUCAGCUCCUUUUGAGCAUUCCAGAGCCUAAAUGCAUUUGCAAUUCCAAGAACCCAUAAGUAUCUGGGACAAGGCAUAAUGCUUUUUUGUUUCCCAUUUUUAAUUUGGUUUUUUAAAAUUUCUCUAUUCUUCUUUACUCGUCACUUUUUAAAUCUUGUUCCCAAGUUAACCUAACUAUUGUCGCUAUGCACCUUGGUCAGUCCAAACUGCAGAGAGCUAGCAGGGUAUUGCCAUUCUGCUUUGGAUUACAUAAUUAGGAAUAUACUGGAAUCAGAACAUCAAGGGAAUACACCUACAAUUCUUUUAAUUUUAACUGCAACCCCCACACCACCCCACUAUUCAACCCUUAAAAGUUCAGUAUGGAUAAUAGCUACUAGCUUUGUUUUCCUCUUUGGAUUCAUGGCAUGUAGGCUUUGCUGGCUGGUCGGCAUUUUUCCCAAAUUUGGCAGGGCUGGAAGAGGGAGAAGUUGGAGGAACUGAACACUUACAGAUGUGAUGCCAAUCAAGUGGCUUUGUCCUGGACGGGGACACUUUUUCCUUUAUCUACUCUGCCCUCACACUGUUUAUAAAUGGUUCCAAAAAUCUCCCAUCAACCUUCCCUUCUGUCAGAAUAGCAACACAGCUUUGUCUAUUUAACCACGUAAUCAAACUUUCUCUUCUGGGGUCCGUUCUCAUUAAACUGGUGGUUUCAGAAUGAGAUUAAGCUGUACAUCUUUCCUAAAGCAGUUUGCAGAUUUAGACUAAAUUGGCCAGCUGAAGCUGAGUCAGCAUUUUAUGAAGGCUCACCAUAAUUUCCUUGCUUUAUAAACAGAGGCACACAGUUCUAAAGGCCAGAAGCCUGUACACCACCUCAAAACAUUUUCACCCUCUGUCCUUUCAUCUUAACAAUCUGUACACAUAUACCCUAAGUUAAGUUACUCCUUGCCCUUUAGAAUGGUAUCUUACCAAAGUGCAUAACUUCAUAUUUCUGUACGUUAAUUUCAUCUGACUCAUGUCUACCCCUGUCACCUAUCUGUACAUCUGUUUUGAGGAAAGAAUUUGGCAAGGACUCAGGAUAAACAAAAUUGUUUUACCAGCAAUAUCUUUUAUAGACACUCAAUCCCAGUGAAGCAUUGUUCCUAAAUUCCUUUUAAAAAUUGCUUACACAACUGAUGAAUUCAUAAGCAUUUCUUUCUUUUUGCCAUUCACUAGCUGUGAUCCUCUCUUGCCAACUCCUCCUGAAGUCCAUCACUACCCCCAUCAUUCUGUUAGUCAUCUCCAAACUCAAUGCUCCCCUGGUCAACCUUUAUCCACCAUAAACCUAAGCCCAACUAAGAAUCUGUACUUGUCUCUUGAUUGCACAUCAAUUUUUGCUCAUCUAUAAUCUAUCCCUGCUCACCUACACCAAUCCUAAUACCUCAAAUUUAAAAUGUGGAUCCUCAAGUCAAAAUCACUCCAUGGGCUUGAUUCUUCAGAACUAGUACCUCUUCCAGACCUGUAAAUAGUCUUGACCUCACCCUUCUUCUAUUAUGCCUUCUCCAAAGUUCUAUCAUUGACAACCUUUAGGUAUGUGGAUAUGACUCUCUGCUUUAUUUCUGCAUAUAUGUCCAACUCCAUGUCCUUUAAAAAUACUUUAAAUGUUAGUCACAAAAUUUUUGGUCUUAAGUCCUAAUAUAUGUCUUUGAUUCAACAUUCAUUUUUAAUCUUUACCUUUUCUGAAGCAUCCUGGGACAUUUUAUUUUGCAUUAAACACACUAUACAAGUAGUUUGGUCUUGUAAAGUAGAGUUAAAAGGUAUGAAAUGGCACUGAUACAAUGAUAAACGUAAAUCAAAUUUUUAACAAAAAUAUUCCUUUUAUCUGUUAACAGAGCUUUUCAUCUGAAACUUUAUAAAACAGACUGCCAUAAAUCAUGUAAAGACAACAUGCAAUAAUACUGGCAUGCCCAGUUCAAGCCAGUCAUAUAAUGUACACAGACUAUUACAAUAGCUAUCUCAGAUCAAGCGCUUAGAAUAAAAUUGGUAUCAAGUCUCUGGCAAAUACAUUAGAAAAUGGAACCAGUUACCUCACACCCAUACUUGAAAUUCGUAGAAAGGCAGUGCAAUUCCCAUAUUGUGUUAAGAUUCCAAAUGGUAAUGCUGGACAAGUUCUUUUCCAGAGUAAACUCUCACGGUGUACAACGAUGAGAUUUAAAUUUUGCAGUUUGGUUACAAUAGUGAUCAGUGUUCAUUUUCACAAGAGGUUGCUAAUGUACUUUUGAAAAAGGAAACAAAUGGUAUAAGGGCUAAACAGACUAAAUGCAAGGAGAAUACUUCCCUGGUUGUGGAGUCUAGAACCAAGACACAGUCUCAGGAUACAAGGUGGACCAUUUAAAACAGAUUUUUAGAAAAACAAACUUUUCAUUUAAAAGAUAAUGAACCUGUAGAAUUCUCUACCACAGCAGGCUAGGGAGGCCAAAUCACAGAAUACAUUCAAGAAAAAGAAUGAGUUUAGAUUUUAAAGGCAUCAUGAGUUUUAGGAAGAAAGCACAAACAUUAUAUGGAGACUGAAUCUCUCCCAUGAUCUUGCUGAGUGUCAGAGCAGGCCAAACUGCCCAUUCCUGCUCCUAUUUCAUGUUUUGUGGAAAGAAUUUAGCAAGGACUCAGGAUAAACAAAAUUGUUUUACCAGCAAUAUCUUUUAUAGACACUCAAUCCCAGUGAAGCAUUGUUCCUAAAUUCCUUUUAAAAUUGCUUACACAACUGAUGAAUUCAUAAGCAUUUCUUUCUUUUUGCCAUUCACUAGCUGUGAUCCUCUUGCCAACUCUCUGGCUUUUCCCCACCUAAACCCUGAGAAAAGCCAAGGACAAACAGCUUAACCCUUCUUUCUAGUUCUGAUGGCCUGAAAAUAGCCAAAGCUACACUACCAUCUGCUAGGCUAACACUACUGUUCUGAAACCAGCCUACUUUUGGCCUCCCUUUUUCUGGGCAUGAAAGCUCUCAAUUCAACAACGACCAACAGUUAUCAAGUAUUCAUGUACUUAUCCAAAUGUCUUUUAAAUGUUGUAACUGUACCUGCAUCCACGACUUCCUCUGGCAGUUCAUUCCACAUAUGAAACACGCUGUGAGGAAAAGUUGCUCCUCAGUGCCCUUUUAAAUCUCUCUUCUUACCUUAAAAUUAUGCCCUCUAGUUUUGAUCUCCCUAACCAUAGGCAAAAGACCAUUGCUAGUCACCUUAUCUUUGCUCCUCACGAUUUUAUAAACCACUUAGUCCAAGGUCACAAACAACAGCAUAUUAUAAACUUGCAACACAAUUACCUGUCUCUAUGUUUCUCACUAGACAAAAAAGGAAUAUCAAAAUUCAGCAGCCACUGUCACCAUUCCAUUGUAUCACAACAGGCCUUCCUAUCCAAAAUAGAGGUGGUAGGUCUCAGAUAUGUUAACCAACAAUGCAAGAUAUGGAAUCAGAAUGACACACCACCUUAUUUUGAAAAAUACCCUGAACUUGUAAAAAGCUACAAGGUGAGUCAGCAAUGUUUUCUUUGUUUACAAGAUCAACUAGAAGCUGUUGACAGGCCCAGUGGCCAGUCUGGGAACUAGAUUCCAACUAGCUGCACGUCAUCAAGCAGCCAAAGUACUUAACCAGUCCAUGUUGCAAAAUUCAGCUAAAAACCAACCUCCUGGAUAUUUGACUACAAAGGAACUUCACAACCUGCUGUGAACCUUUCAUUUCAACUUAUAACUUUUGAUUCCCUCCAAGAAACCUUAAGCUAUUUUGUAGGAAAAUACACAUCAUAAAUCAGAGACUAAACUAACUGUAUGCUGUAAAGUACAUUAUCUUUAUUUGCAUUCAAUCUGUGUGCUUAUGAGACUAAGUGGAUGAGGCUGAAUUAAUUCCAGGUGUAAUAGGAGAAUAAAUAACCUUUAUUUAAAAUUCAUGAAAGUUGGCUGCUGAUAUUUAAUUGGAAUACACAUUCAAAGAACAGGAAAAUAAGCAUUUUCUCCCCCCAUACAAAACACAGAUUGUGGCAGUAAGAAAAGCACAUUCAAUCCACCUCCGUCACAUUGUGAAAAUGGUUACUAAAACAAAAUAUUGGCCAAGUUUAUUGAAAAUUAAUCACUUAGCUUUUUAAAAGUAUAACAGCUAUAUUAAAACUCAAAAGUUGUCACGUAUGAAGACCAUUAUAUAAAAUACAUUAUAUAAUUCAAAUACAUUCAGUUUUAAAAUUAUUACAUUCAAAUGAAUUAAGCAACAUCACUUCAAAAUGAAUUGCUUCACUCAGUCUUCAAGUGCUAGGACAAAAUAUUUUAAUUGUAAAAGAUGACCAUUGCAUAGAUAUUCAAAAUUCCAAACCCCCCUUAAUGAAAAUAAGUGCAGGGCCAUUGGUGAUUGCCACAAGCCAUCCAACUUUUUAUUGCACAUACUUCAAACAUUAAAGGCAAGAUUGAUCGUCUGAUCUGGACCCAAAUGUAUGACGCGAGUCUGCUGUCUCUCUGACAUUUUGGAUUUUGCUGUCACUGCAUAAGAACCUGGUGCCACUUGAAUAUGAACUUUGUCACUGCAUCUAACCUAUUCGUUUUAAAAAAAAAAGGGAAAUGUUAGCAACAGCAAGUCAUAUUACCACAUUAGUUUGUAUUGUUUUAAAAAACAUCUAAUAUAGCAACUGUCAGCCUUAUUGCUCAUCCUAAUUGAUAUUUGACAAAUUAGCUGUUGUGUAAGGACUACUUGUUAGCCAUUUGUAACCUUGGAUUUCUUGAAUGCAGUUGGCAACAUCAACAUGCAGCGAGAACAUCAAAAAGUUAUAGGCCAUUUUAUGCAACAGAGACUCCAGACACUGAUCAAAAACAAAGCUCCUGCUGCUCAGAGGGUCUGUGCAUAGAGUGGUGUGCAGACGUAUUGACUUCUGGUUCCAGAAGCUGCUGCAAAGUCUGAGAGUGUAUGUAAAGAAAGUGGUCAUGCCAUCAAAAGCAGUGUCAAGAAUUAGAAAGAGAUCAUGGGAACUGCAGAUGCUGGAGAAUUCAAGAUAAUAAAGUGUGAAGCUGGAUGAACACAGCAGGCCAAGCAGCAUCUCAGGAGCACGUCCGUCACAGGCCUCCUGCAGUGCCACAAUGAUGCCACCCCAAGGUUGCAGGAACAGCAACUCAUAUUCCGCUUGGGAAUCCUGCAGCCCAAUGGUAUCAAUGUGGACUUCACCAGCUGAAAAAAUCUCCCCUUCCCCCACCGCAUCCCAAAACCAGCCCAGUUCGUCCCCUCCCCCACUGCAUCCCAAAACUAGCCCAGCCUGUCUCUGCCUCCCUAACCCGUUCUUCCUCUCACCCAUCCCUUCCUCCCACCUCAAGCUGCACCUCCAUUUUGUACCUACUAACCUCAUCCCACCCCCUUGACCUGUCCGUCUUCCCUGGACUGACCUACUCCUCCCUACCUCCCCACCUAUACUCCUCUCCACCUAUCUUCUUUUCUCUCCAUCUUCAGUCCGCCUCCCCCUCUCUCCCUAUUUAUUCCAGAACCCUCUCCCCAUCCCCCUCUCUGAUGAAGGGUCCAGGCCCGAAACGUCAGCUUUUGUGCUCCCGAGAUGCUGCUUGGCCUGUUGUGUUCAUCCAGCUUCACACUUUAUCAAGAAUUAGAAACUUCCUUUUGCUAACGCCAGCUAUCAAACUAUUUGUGCAUAGGUACAGUGGCAUGCAGUUAAUGACUCACUUAAAAGAACAAACUACCAGAGAAUCGCUGGUAGCAAAACGCACCAAGGGAGAGAUUCACUUUGGACCUAAGCACUUUUAGAAUAUUAGCUCCCCACCCCACCCCCUGAUCAAUAUUACAUCUUUUUACCACCAGCUAAGUGUACAAAAUGAUUAAUUAUGAAUUUACUUAGACUGCCCCUAUCAUAUGUUCCCUUGCCUAUUCUACAUCAAGACCUAUCACUCACAGGAGCUUUGGUGAUUGAUGGUCCCAUGUGAUAUCGACGAAUAUGGUUUUCUUCCAAUCUGUCUCUUUCAUUCAGUGGUACAUCCUUAUAGUAGUGCUACAAGAUAAAAGCCACAGUGAUAUGAUUACCAAAUGUUAAUCAUACUCAGACUUCAUUCAUACCUUUAUAACUUGAAAUGAGCUAUUUCACCACAGUUUGAGUGAUACAUCAAGUUGCAAAACAUUACCUCUUGGGAUUGUGCACCAUGUAUUUUCUGCCAGUAGUUCAAUGUUAUUUCACAGUGCUGUUAUACUCAAGACAACAAUUUCAGGUUAUAUAAGCAAGUAUUAAAAAGUUGGCAGAGCUGCAUUUUACUGAAGAUUUGUCACUGACCAGUUAAAGUUUUGACAGUUUUUAUCAAAUUCAUCUCAUGUCUACUAAAAUGCUGGUUAAAUGCCAUUACUACUGAAGAUAGCUACAAAGCAGCAAAUCUUUUGUUCAGAUUAAAAGUAUUGUUAAGUAAUCAAUUCAAAAGAGAAUUUCACCUCUGACAUAAAUCUAAUACAAAAUUGGCCGAGUUGGGCUUGGGGUACUUGUCAAUAUCAGAUUUGACCAAGUUGAUUUCCAAAUAAUAACCAUGGCUAAUAUAAAAUGAAUUAAGUGUGUGCAAAAUACAUUGUGUAACUGGUCUAAAAACUGCAGUACACCAUCUCACCAGAAAGGGAGUAUACUUAAGUUUGUAGAAAGAAAUAAAGUAAAAUCAAAAGUCAGUUUUUAGCCUUAGCUUCUGUUUUUUUUUGGAUUUUUUCCAUAGGAUGUGAGCGCCUUGUUAGCCAGGUCAGCAUUUAUUGCCAAUUCCUAAUUGCCUAGAGGGCAGUUAAGAAUAAAGAACAAUGAAAAUUACAGCAUAGGAACAGGCCCUUCAGCCAGCCAAGCCUGCGCCAAUCUGGAUCUUCUAUCUAAACCUGUUGCCUAUUUUCCAAGGAUCUGUAUCGCUCUGCUCCCUACUAUUCACAUAUCCGUCUAGACACAUCUUAAAUGACUAUUAUGUCUGCCUCUACCACCUCUGCUGGCAACACGUUCCAGGCACCCACCACCCUCUACAUAAAGAAAUUUCCACACAUCUCCCUUAAACUUUUCUCCCGUCAUCCUAGCAAUUGAGUCCCCCACUCUGGGGGGAAAAGCUUUUUGCUAUCCACCGUCUAUAACGCUCAUGAUUUUGUAGACCUCAAUCAGGUCCCCCCUCAACCUCAGUCUUUCUAAAGUAAAUUACCCUAAUCUACUCAACCUCUCUUCAUAGCUAGUGCCCUCCAUACCAGGCAACAUCCUGGUGAAUCCCCUAUGCACCCUCUCCAAAGUCAUCCACAUUCUUUGGGCAAUGUGGCAACCAGAACUGUACGCGGUAUUCCAAGUGUGGUUGAACCAAAGUCUUCUACAACUGUAACAUGACCUGUGAACUCUUGUACUCAAUACCCCGUCCGAUGAUUGAAAGCAUGCCAUAUGCCUUCUUGACCACUAUUAACCUGCAUGGCCAUUCAGGGCGCAACAGACCUGAACACCCAGAUCUCUCUGUGCAUCAGAGUCUGCCAUAUUGCUGUGGGUCUGGAGUCAAGUGUAGGCCAGACCAGGGAAGGGCAGCGGUUUCCUUCAUAAGAAGGAUAUUAAUGAACAAGGUGGGUUUUCUUGCCCAAAAUUGACUAAGAAUUCAUGAUCAUUGUUCUUAAUUCCAGAUCCCCAGAACAUUAAUAGACUAGUGAAAACACCACUAGGCCAACUACUCCCCUUAAUACAGUCACAUGUUGAUCACAUGAUACUCAAGAAAAUUUUACUCCUUCCACUGUGUGUGGGGGUCAAUAGCAAGGUCAGUAUUGUUGCCAAGCCCAACUGAUCUUGAAUUGCUGAUGAGCCACCUUCUUGAAAUGCUGCAAUCCAUGUGGUAUAGGUACAACCACAACAAAAUUAGGGAUACUGUAAUAUUUACACAAUGUAAUACAGCUAGGACUUAACCCUCGAGAACUUCUGCAGUGAUGCCCUGGUAUGAGAUACUGGCCUCAAAACAACAACCAUCUUCCCAGCAUCAGGUACAUUAGUGACCCAAAACAGCGCACCCCAAAGUGAUACCACUGUUUGUUUAAAGCAUCAAAAACAAAACCCAGGGAAUAUCAUUUAAAUAACAGUGUGGGAAAAAAAAUUGAUUUUAGAUUAUCUGAAUUGCUGAGAAAACAAGAGAUAGUUGAGCAACUCCUGACACAAGUGAUCUUUCAACAGUAAUUAUUAACUUUAAAUUUACACCAGGACCUAAUUAGCACUCGACUUAGAGCACCUACCCAAAAGGCAGACUUGAAGACUAUCCUUAUAGAAACAGUGCAGGUCAACAUUUAAAACCGUGCUCAGGCCCAGACUACAACCAUCACCAGCAAUGGCGACUCAUUUAAAAUAUCAGCGGGACUGAGAAAUGUAGGAGAUUAAAGAGACGUAAAGGAUUGGGGCCACAGUAAGAUCAGAAACUUAGAAUCAAUGUAUUGUUUUAAAGUUAGCCAAUGUAGAUCUCAAAAUAUAGGGGCAAUAGGGAAAGGGCCUUCUGCAAGAUAAGACAUGGACAGUAUAGUUUCAGAUUACCUCAGGUUUAAAGAGGGUAGAGGGUGGGAGACUAGUCAGAAAUGCGUAAAUGUAUAAACUAGAGGUAAGAAAGAAAUGAAGGAGGGGUUCACCAGCAGAUAAGUCAAGGCAAUGUGAAAUUGGGUAAUAUUCAUUAUGUGGAAACAGUGCUUAGUAAUGGCACGUUAACAUGGUUGGCAGCUCAUCACAGGAUCAAAUCUGAUACAAAGCUUGUAAAGGUACCAGCUUAAUCUCAGAAUGUUGUCAGAGAAGGGUUUAAGGAUUGACAAGUUAUUCUUAACAUUUGUCCAGUAAUUCUUGAUUCUUUCUCAGCUUCUUGUUCCAUGUAUCGCAGUCUCUAGCGCAAAACACCCAAAGCACUGCACUUAUCUAUCUUGGAUCUCCGUACAAACAAUAAUAGUCAUCAUGACCAUGCUCGUAUUAUAUAAAAGUUCUUGACUUUUGUGUAUCCUGGAUACAUUCCUAACAUUCAUUUCAAUCAAUUUAACUAUACUUAAUUACAUAAACUCUUCCUAUUUUCCAUAACUAGCCCUCAAUAAAUACAAGGGAUAGCUAUUGUGUCAAACCCCAACUUUUGGUUUUUUUUUAAAAACAUAAAGUAAUUACAAGUCCUUUUUUGUUUAUUCUUUAAAAGUCCUGCCUUUACAAAACUGUUAGUCUGCCAAGGUGUACAAUUUUUUGCCAACUGCUUAACUACAUUUCUUCCCAUUAUAAUUUUGUAAUCUGAUAUUUUAAAAAUGGUGGGACCUCGGUGUUAAUUGUAUAAUCGAGUAUUCAAUUGUGUUCAGAUGGUGGGCAAUAUCUAGGGUUUUACUUGUAAAAAGCACAUUGGAUGGUUGGUUUUG